Messenger RNA from Suillus plorans, 478 nucleotides. RefSeq lists its product as uncharacterized. Bases 47 to 295 code for a protein of 82 amino acids. The record is from RefSeq and is a predicted model, not a curated record. Lineage: Eukaryota; Fungi; Basidiomycota; Agaricomycetes; Boletales; Suillaceae. The transcript has 2 exons.
ACGGCGCAUAGAGCUAUUACUGCCUGUCGUGUGUUUAUUCACCUUGAUGCAUACAACAAAGGCAACGGCGAGAAGGCUCACAAUAACCCGUCGUUGGUUAAUCACAAUUCCACCUCUCCUUCAGUUAGCCCUAGAAGUCCUAGUUCAUCGCCAGGUCCUGUCAGCUUCUUGCCUUUACCCAGUCGUAAGACAACGACGCCGGGGAUUCGUGCCGCUAUGGGCACUAUCAAUUCGUUUGGCCCACCACAAUCCGCCAGGAGGAAGUCUUCUUACGAGCGCGACCUCACUUCGGUAGACUCCGAGUCAGACUCGAAGUCCUCACGGUGAUAGGCGUUUAACCGCUCAGAUUUCAUGGUAUAUCCGCUUUGGCUCAGCCAUUCGAGUGGACGCUGGACAAUGGUUUUAAUCACCGUUUUACACUGGAUUUCACAGUUCGAGGUUGCAAUUUGCAAAUGUAGGAGAAAUAUCUGUAAUCAAA